AUGUUCGACGAAGACGCCACCGCACUUGUUAUCGACACUGGCUCGGGGACGUGUAAGGCAGGGUUUGCCGGCGAUAAUGCUCCUAGGGCCGUGUUUCCGACCAUCGUUGGCAGACCACGCGAUCCGAUUUUGUUGGCCUAUUUUGGUUUAAAGGACAGCUACGUCGGUGUUGAAGCCCAGUCUAAGAGGGACCUCCUGACCCUCAAGUACCCUAUUGAGGAAGGCGAAGUCACCAACUGGGAUGACAUGGAGAAGAUCUGGCAUCACACUUUCUACAACGAGCUGAGAGUUGCCCCUGAAGAACAUCCAGUUCUGCUGACCGAGGCUGUUCUCAGCCAUAGGCCUAACAGAAUAAAGACGAUAGAGAUCAUGUUUGAGACCUUUGGCAUACCUGCCAUGUACACAUCCAUUCAAGCAGUUCUGUCUUUAUACGCCUUAGGUCGCACUACAGGUGUUGUAAUAGACUCAGGAAUUGAUUUUACUUACCAUGUCCCAAUCUUCGAAGGGUAUGUCCUUACAGACGCCAUCCCUGGAUUCAGUUUGGGUGGCAGAGGCGUUACAGAUUACCUAAUGAGAAUCCUGAGAGAACGAGGCCACAGCUUUGCGACCUCUGCUGAAAGGGAAAUAGUUACAGACAUCAAAGAGAAGCUCUGUUACGUCGCAUUGGACUUCGAACAAGAGAUGCAGACGGCCUCAUCGUCUUCCAUAGAAAAGAGCUAUGAACUACCCGAUGGUCGAGUUAUCACCAUUGGCAACGAACGAUUUCGGUGCGCCGAAGCAAUGUUCCGGCCGCCAUUCCCGUAUUUUCGAUGGAAUUCAUAUGGAAUUCACGAGAACGCACGCAACUGUAUCGGGCGUUGCUAUGAGGACAUUCAAAGAGACCUGUACGCCAACAUCGUCUUGUCGGGCGGAAACAUCAUGUUCCCGGGUAUGGCUGACCGAAUGCAGAAGGAAUUAACAGCUCCAGCUCCAGGAGCUAUGCAAGUCGAGGUAAUAGCCCCUCCUGAACGUAAAUAUUCUGUGUGGAUCGGGGGUUCCAUCCAGGCCUCGCUGUCCACCUUCCACCACAUGUGGAUAACCAAACAAGAAUAUGACGAAUCUGGUCCCUCAAUUUUUCAUAGAAAGCGCAUGUGCUGGUGA
Molecule: messenger RNA, 1140 nt
Organism: Candidula unifasciata
Lineage: Eukaryota; Metazoa; Mollusca; Gastropoda; Stylommatophora; Geomitridae
Source: the annotation of a GenBank genome assembly